This is a messenger RNA of Clonostachys byssicola, 204 nucleotides long. The record is from the annotation of a GenBank genome assembly. NCBI's taxonomy places the organism in Eukaryota, Fungi, Ascomycota, Sordariomycetes, Hypocreales, Bionectriaceae.
AUGCGAUUCCGCAAGCCCAUGUUCCGUGAUAUCUUGCUUGCUGCGAGGUAUGUGGGCAAGAUUGCCUGCUCCAUCGGAUUGGUCUCUUGGAUUAUUCCUCUCUCAAUCAAACCAUUCAGACAUAACACCCACAAGAUCAUGGAGGCGGAGGAGGAGCCUAUACGGACCAGCAACAUUUUGGACCGCAAGGGAGAUAAGGUCUAG